AUGGCCAACCGGCUCUCGGAGGGAGACCUGAGGGAACUCAAGGAUGCCUUUGCGCUCUUCAACCAAGAUGGCGACGGGCUGAUCACCUCCAAGGAGGUGGUGACCGUGAUGAGAUCCCUCGGGAAAAACCCCACGGAAUCUGAGGUGCGGAGCAUCGUCGGUGAGAUCGAGGCCUACAAGGGCAAAGUAGAUUUCCCAAGGUUCCUCUCCGUGAUGGCCAGGAGGACAAGGCAUUCCGACACCAAGGAAGAGAUCCAAGCUGCCUUCCGCGUCUUUGACCGGAAUGGAGACGGCUACGUCAACACGGCAGAGCUGCGACACGUCUUGACCGCCGUUGGGGAGAAGCUGACGGACGAAGAGGUGAAGCUGUUGAUCAAGGAGAUGGACAGGAAAGGGGACGGGAAGGUCAACUAUGAAGAAUUUGCGCGAAUAAUGGUGGAGAAUUGGUCGGGGGCAGAAGAAGGCACCAUGACCUCUCUGACGGAACAAGAAAUCGCGGAGUUCAAAGAAGCCUUCAUGCUCUUUGACCGGGAUGGAAAUGGGACCAUCACGACCAGGGAACUCGGGACUGUCUUGAGGUCCUUGGGGCAAAACCCUACUGAAGCCGAACUGCGGGAGAUCGUCCACAAGUUGGAAAUGCACAAAAACGGCACCAUCGACUUUCCCGGGUUCUUGAACCUGAUGGAGAAGGAGGUCAAGAGCCGAGAUUGCCACGAGAUCCGGAAAGCCUUCCAGGUGUUUGACAAAGAUGGCAACGGUUACAUCAGCGCUGCGGAGCUGAGGCACAUCAUGACCAACUUGGGGGAGAAGUUGUCCAGCGAAGAAGUCGAGGAGAUGCUGAAGGUGGCCGACCUGGAUGGAGACGGGCAGAUGAAUUAUGAGGAGUUCCUGAGGAUGAUGACCAGCAAGUGAAGAAGGUCUACCAGGCUUGUAGAGAUCUUAGCCUACGAGAUUGAAGGGAUUUGUGACCUUUUGGGCCACGUACCUCCUCCAUAAUGUGGCCUGGUGAGGAGGACAGCGAAGGCAACCGGUUGCGGUGGGACGCGAAUCGACAGAGGAAACCUCCGUCAGACACUUGGGGAUGCUAAUUGGACUUCAGCGGUGGUGAUUUGUGGAUUUUUUUCCUGGGCUUUCCAAGAAGUGUGCGGCAAUCUUUUGGGAAUCAAAAGAUAUUCUUGACUUUUAACGUCUCAAAAUGAUCUCACGAGGCCAAGGUUGUAGCCUUGCAGAGAAGCUAAUUUGGAGGUGCGGCAAAUUUCCUGCAGCAAAAUCAUCCCCAGUUGCUCCGGCAUGAAGUAAUUUAAUUCUAGCAAGUCAAAUAAAGGUCUAAUUGCUUUUAUCCU
Notechis scutatus (mainland tiger snake) is the source of this 1343-nucleotide messenger RNA. The record is from RefSeq and is a predicted model, not a curated record. Lineage: Eukaryota; Metazoa; Chordata; Lepidosauria; Squamata; Elapidae.